This is a messenger RNA of Morone saxatilis (striped sea-bass), 1902 nucleotides long. RefSeq names its product adenosine receptor A1. Bases 618 to 1610 code for a protein of 330 amino acids. Gene Ontology annotation, biological process: G protein-coupled adenosine receptor signaling pathway. Gene Ontology annotation, molecular function: G protein-coupled adenosine receptor activity. NCBI's taxonomy places the organism in Eukaryota, Metazoa, Chordata, Actinopteri, Moronidae. The transcript is spliced from 2 exons. The record is from RefSeq and is a predicted model, not a curated record. Gene Ontology annotation, cellular component: synapse; membrane; dendrite.
AUAAUCUCUGCUGGAUCCCUUAAGUGACUAAAGAAUUCUGACGAAGAUAAGUCGUGAUUGAUUGAAAAAUAAACUGUGCUGUCAGUGCUGUCAGAUGGACAAACGCAUUUGUAAUGUUAUAAAAGCUCUCAGCUCUAAUGCACAUUAUAAUUAAAAGCUUUAUCAAAAUGCAUCCUGCCAGUUAUUAUAUGAAGAUCACAGUUUCUCUCAAAAACCACACAUAUGUAAACACUUAAUGUGACCAAAACUAUUACUGCAGAGGCAGAGGAUUGCUGCAGAAAGCAAAGUCCCUCCCCUUGACUUUAUGACUCGUUUUUAUAGACUAGAGAGUGAGUAAGAGAGAGAGUAAGGGUGUAGAAGAGUAGUGAUGCACUGGUACCCAUUCCUGUGAUGAGCUGGAACAACAUGCUGAGGAUUAAUCGUCCAACGUCCCUACAUGAGCACAAGGGCCACUCAUUGUUUAAAUGUGGAAAAGAGAAAAAGUACAGUUCUUUAAGCUAGAGAACAUACAUAGUGGAAGAUGUUUUUGCUGAAGCAAACCCCAAAGUGGAGGCUAGAAGUUUCAACAACCAAAAUAAUUUUUGAGUAAAGGUAAGCAAGACCUGUGCAGAGUAAAAAUGUCUUCCUCUCCUGGAAUAAAACCUCGGGAGCAUGUGGACAUGAUGUACAUCUCCAUUGAGACAGCCAUUGCCCUGGCAUCUGUGCUGGGGAAUGUGCUGGUGGUUGUGGCUGUGUGUGUGAACAGGGAUCUCCGCAACACCACCUUCUGCUUCAUUGUGUCUCUGGCUGUGGCAGACAUCGCUGUGGGGAUUUUGGUCAUCCCUCUGGCUAUUAUCAUCAGUCUGGGAUUCAGCACUCAGUUCUACACAUGCCUCUUCCUCUCCUGCCUGCUGCUGAUCAUCACCCAGAGCUCCAUCCUUUCCCUGCUGGCUAUUGCCAUCGACCGAUAUCUGCGAAUCAAGAUUCCCACCAGGUACAGCACCAUAGUGACCCAGAGGAGGGCAUAUGUGGCAGUUUGUCUGUGCUGGAUCCUCUCCUUCCUCACUGGAUUGGUUCCAAUGACUGGAUGGAAUAACCGUGAUGCUCAGAGAAACCUCAGCAUUUCCAGCGACAUCGUCUGCGAAUUCACCACUGUCAUGAGGAUGGACUACAUGGUGUACUUCAACUUCUUCGGCUGGGUGGUGGUACCACUGUCCAUAAUGAUUGCUCUGUAUGCGGAGAUCUUCCGGGUGAUCCGGCUACAGCUUAACCGGCGUGCCGAAGCCACUUGCGAUGGAGAGAGGUACUAUCGGAAGGAGCUGAAGCUGGCCAAAUCGCUGGCCUUGGUGGUCUUCCUCUUUGCUGUGUGUUGGCUGCCAAUACACAUCAUGAACUGUAUCAACUUCUUCUGUCCAAAAUGUGACAUACCCAAGUUUGCCAUGUAUGUAGGCAUUUUCAUGUCCCAUGUGAACUCAGCACUCAACCCAAUGGUUUAUGCAUUCAGAAUAAAGCGCUUUCGUGUCACGGUGAUCCAGAUCACUCGCCGUUGCAUGUUAUGUAAACCCACAGAGCCCACUCCAUGCCGCACCAGCACGCCAGCCCUGACGGAAAAAGUGGAUGUAAACGUGUAACAAGGGCUUGCACCACUACUGCAUACAUGGUUUACAGUGAGAUAGUACGGGGAUGAUACUCAUGAUAUUUGGAAUAUCAUCACAUUAACUGACACAACAAAGCACUUCAUCGAGUCACAGGACACGUUCAUUUCUGACCCACUGACGCAGUUAGAUUUUAAGAAAAUGUGCAAUCAGAAAAAAAUGAUAUCAGCCUGCAUUGUUCUUUUUUCACUUAUUGCUUCCUUAAUUGAUUCAUAUUGAAUUAUAAUAUGUCAACAUAAUAAGUGAUGCAACAUACAUGCCAUGUUCA